Molecule: messenger RNA, 2390 nt
Organism: Tarenaya hassleriana
Lineage: Eukaryota; Viridiplantae; Streptophyta; Magnoliopsida; Brassicales; Cleomaceae
Product: mitogen-activated protein kinase 20-like
Exons: 11
Coding region: 234-2171 (645 amino acids)
Biological process (GO): protein phosphorylation; intracellular signal transduction
Cellular component (GO): nucleus; cytoplasm
Molecular function (GO): MAP kinase activity; ATP binding
Source: RefSeq, a predicted model, not a curated record
UGCUUAAUAAUCCUUCUCUCAUCUCGUUUUCACUCUUUCGCUCGUCUUCUGUGUGUCGGUGAUCAGAUCUCAUCCACGAGACAUCUCGAUUUCCCCCGACAAACGUGCGUCCGAGACAAUGUUGCUACUCAGCUUUCAUUCACUGCUCGAUUUGUGUUAGCUGUUGUUGUCGAAUUCGGUGGUUUGGUGUUCGACCGCACGGAGAGGCUUCUUCUGUUGCGUGCGGGAGGUGCAUGAGAAAUUCGCCUGCAAUUCUCUGUCCCUCGGUUGUCGAUUGCCGGAGCAGAACCAGGUCCAAUCCGGUUCCCGAGAUCCAGGGUUUUAGUUUUUUUUUCUUUCUCGUGGGUUCAUCUACUUGCUUGAUUGAGUUGUCGGUGAGCACGAUGCAGCAAGAUCAUCGCAAGAAGAGUACUCUGGAGAUGGAGUUCUUUUCCGAAUAUGGUGAUGCCAAUAGAUUUGAAAUUCAGGAAGUGAUUGGAAAAGGCAGCUACGGAGUAGUCUGUUCAGCGAGAGACACCCUAACGGGUGAGAAAGUUGCGAUAAAGAAAAUACACAACAUUUUUGAGCAUAUAUCUGAUGCUGCGAGGAUACUGCGUGAGAUAAAGCUGCUCAGACUUCUAAAGCAUCCGGAUAUCGUUGAAAUUAAGCACAUUAUGCUUUCCCCUUCAAGGAGAGAAUUCAAAGAUAUUUUUGUUGUUUUCGAGCUCAUGGAAUCGGACCUUCAUCAAGUCAUCAAAGCCAAUGAUGAUUUGACACGGGAGCAUUAUCAGUUUUUUCUUUACCAAUUACUCCGAGCACUGAAGUAUAUGCACACCGCUAACGUCUACCACCGUGACCUGAAACCAAAGAACAUAUUGGCAAAUGCAAACUGUAAACUUAAGAUUUGUGAUUUUGGGCUAGCAAGGGUUGCUUUCAGUGACACGCCGACAACCGUCUUCUGGACGGACUAUGUUGCUACAAGAUGGUAUAGAGCUCCAGAGCUUUGUGGAUCCUUUUACUCUAAGUACACUCCUGCAAUUGAUAUCUGGAGUAUUGGCUGCAUUUUUGCGGAGGUAUUGACAGGAAAGCCAAUUUUCCCUGGAAAAAAUGUUGUUCACCAGCUCGAUCUGAUGACUGAUCUGCUUGGGACACCUUCACUGGACACCAUCUCCAGCGUACGAAAUGAGAAGGCGAGGAAGUAUUUGAUAAGCAUGAGGAAAAAGCCACCCAUUCCUUUCGCUCAGAAAUUUCCAAAUGCUGAUCCUUUGGCUCUGAAGUUGCUGGAGAGGCUUCUUGCCUUUGAUUCAAAAGAUCGGCCAACUGCUGAAGAGGCACUUGCAGAUCCAUAUUUCAAGGGGCUGGCAAGAGUUGAGAGGGAGCCUUCAUGUCAGCCAAUCACGAAAAUGGAAUUUGAGUUUGAGAGACGAAAGGUCACAAAAGAAGAUAUAAGAGAGCUGGUUUUCCAGGAGAUACUCGAGUACCAUCCGCAACUGUUGAAAGAUUACAUGAAUGGUACUGAUAGGGCCAGCUUUCUCUAUCCGAGUGUUGUCGAUCAAUUUAGAAGACGGUUUGCUCAUCUCGAAGAAAACGGAGGCAAACCCACCGGGUCGGAGACUCCUCUCGAAAGGAAACAUGUCUCUCUUCCGAGAUCCACAGUCGUGCAUUCAAGUACAGUUUCUCGCGGAGGACAACCCAGAAUCGCUUAUAAUACCGCUAAUACCUCGGCCCCGGAAAUGGUUCAAAAUGUUGCGAUGGAUCAACAAUCAUCUCUACAGGCGCAUGAACUAGGAAACCAGUCGGCUUCCAAACCAAGUGCAUUCACUGGCCCGGUUGCACCUUUCGACAACCGAAGAACCGGGAGAGAGGCAUAUGAUCCAAGAUCGUUCAUCCGGAGCACCACUUCCAUCCCAGCCCAGGCUGCCUGUGCCUACCGAAACCCUAACAUAGGUCCGGAAUUCACACCGGAAGUGGCAAUCGACAUAGACAACAACCCGUUUAUAAUGACUCAAACGGGAAUGAACAAGGCCGAAAGCAUAAGCAUCGACACAAACUUGUUGCAGGCAACAAGAACUGCUCAGUACGGCGGAAUUGGAGCCGCCGCCGGGGUGGUGGGAGCGGCGGCUGGGCUGAGUGCCUCUGCCUACCACCGCAAAGUUGGAACUGUUCAGUAUGGUAUGUCGAAGAUGUACUAAAAGUUUUUUUAAGUUUUUUUUUUUUUGGAAUUGUGUUUUGCGAACAUGUCAAAGUUCGGACAUAUGUUUCAGCUUCGGUCUGUAAAUGUCAAGCAGCUGUGUUCAUGCUUUGGUUGUUCACUUCAUCCUUUGGUAUUUUUUUUAAUUGUUUUUUUUUUUCAGAUACACAAUGGAUAAAUCUUUGAGCAGGCAUGUGCUACAUGCUACUAUUUAAUUUAA